AUUCAACAGCCGGCCUUGGAUGCGCAAAUUGACGUGUUGGGAUACUUAACUCGCCGUCAAAUGGAUCAAUGAGUAACAAAUUGUUUUCUAUACGCCCUCAUCAUGCCCGAAAGCGCCCCGCAAGAACCUCCGGAGCAUGUCUCUUCUGUUCUAAGCUCCUUGAACAAGGCUCAAUAUGAGGCUGUCACUUCGACUGCGAAGACUGUUGCUAUCUUGGCUGGUCCAGGAAGUGGCAAAACACACACCCUCACGUCACGAGUCGUCUGGCUUAUUCGUGAAGCAGGCUACUCGCCAUCCAAUGUGAUCAUUGCCACUUUCACGGUCAAAGCCGCCCGCGAAAUGCGUGAGCGUGUUGGUAGAGCUCUUGGAGAAGAGUGCCAGAAGAAACUAGUUCUGGGCACGUUCCAUUCAAUUGCUCGACGCUAUCUCGUAAGCUACGGGAAACGCAUAGGCCUUGAUCCUAAAUUUGGCAUCGCCGAUGACACAGAUUCCAAAGCCAUCCUCACGAGAAUAUGCAAAAGACUUAAGGUGUCAAUAGAUGCAUCGUACGCUCGCUCCUGGAUAAGCAAGAGAAAGUCUAAAGGUCUUUCUAUAGCUCCUAGGCCAGAGGACAAAAAGAACCCCCAAUUCAGCACCCUUACAACGAUUUACAACGAUUACCAAGAACAGCUGGAACGGUCCAAUUUGCUCGACUACGACGACCUCCUUAUAAAAUGUGUUGAACUUCUGCGAAGCCAUCCGACCUGUGUUAACAAUGUCGAAGCGGUACUCAUCGACGAAUACCAAGACACAAACGGCAUUCAAUACCAGCUAAUGAAACUCCUUGCACAAGCGAAGGAACGCAUCACUAUUGUAGGGGACCCGGAUCAGAGUAUUUAUGGAUGGCGGUCAGCGGAAAUCCAAAACCUCCACCGUCUGUUGAAAGACUACCCCGAGACGGACGGAGUAUCUCUCGAAGAGAACUACAGAUCUUCCCAAGCCAUUCUCGCUGCAUCGCUUGACGUUAUUCAACAGGACAAGGCUCGCUACCAAAAGGUUCUGCUCCCAGUUCACGCCAAGGGUACUACCCCUGUCAUGCGCACGCUGCAAUAUGGUGCUGGUGAAGGCGAAUGGAUAGUGGAUGAGAUUCAACGGGUGGUGAAAAUGACUGGUGGAAUGAUACAGAACAAGGAUAUUGCUAUCUUGGUCCGUUCGGCCUUUCUGUCUCGAAAUGUUGAAUCGGCGCUGGGCAAGGCCGGCGUUCAAUAUCGAAUGAUUGGAGGCCACAAGUUCUAUGAGCGAAAGGAGAUCAAGCACUUGGUGGACUAUUUGCGUGUCGUACACCAACCACAUAACAAUGAUGUUCUUGCUAGAAUUAUAAACGUUCCACGCCGCGGCGUCGGAGAGAAGACAAUCAAAUCCUUGCUUGAUGAGGCGGAACUGGGGAAACUGAGUCUCUGGUCUCUUAUCACCAAACAUUGCUACAACGAACGACGCGCUACAACCAACAUUCGACCAGCAAUAGAAAAGAAGAUUAGUGGCGAAUUUCUGCGGAUCAUUACGACGUUACAGAGUAGAGCUGGAGUCAAAGGUGAUGGACCAGGGCCAUUGGUCGAGCUCAUCAGCCAGCUCAUCAAUCUUUUGAAUUUCGAGAGCUUCUUAAAACAAGAGCACCCCGAUGACCAUGAACAACGAUGGCUCAACGUACAGGAGUUUGUGAACCUAGCUACAGACUUUGUGCGGGACUUUGAGAAGCUAGACGAAGGCGAUCUCCCUGAUAUUGAGGACCUUGAGCAGAACACCGAUGUCGACAUCCUUGGAAAGUUUUUGGCCAAUAUUGCAUUGGCAUCUGACGCACAAAAAGACGAUGCAAAUGCCGACUCAUCCUCAGUUGUGACAAUAUCAACGAUUCAUGCAGCCAAAGGCCUUGAGUGGCCUGUUGUAUUCAUCCCCGCAGUAUAUGACGGCUCGAUUCCGCACUCGAGAUCAGAAGAUCAUGAUGAAGAACGGCGACUGCUUUAUGUCGCCAUGACUAGAGCAAAGGCAUUUUUAUACCUCAGCUAUCCUCUUAUGGGAUCUCAAGGCAACGGCAACGUCGAACUUUCACCAUUUGUGGCACCAUUUGCCGACACCUCGUUAGCAAACAAAGGUCCGUCUUUUAAUAGAAAGGUCAUAGAAGAUGCUGCCAAAAUCCUCGGUCGAACUGCGCCCUCGGAAGAGGCCAUUUUCGAAGGACUUCCGGAACUAUUUGCUACGGAAGAUGACCGGGUGCCUAUUCAUCCGACAGACUCUAAAUCUGGCGGGUAUGAGACAUGGCAAAGGCCAUCUAAGAGGAAGGCGAUGGACGGCGGGUUAGGAGAUCAAAAGGGCGAAAAGAGAUCAUUGAUCAGCGGCCAACGAUCGACGAUGCAAAAUGCUGCAAACUUCACUAUGCCGUCGGUAAUGCCUGGAUUCAUGUCGGCUGGUGUGCAUCAAACCGCAUUGACGGCUGAGGCAGAGCGCGUGGCAAAGCAGGAGGCCGCGCAGAAGCAGGAACAGAAAGCUGCCGCGCGAAGAGGUGUAGGCCAGCAAACGAUUCGAGGGUUCUUUACAAAGGAGAACAGCUAUGAUAAUGGAACGGAUGCACAUCCCCAGCCAACUAUAUACAAUACCAAUGCAUCGUUGCCUGCCCCAUCAGCAACACACCAGCAUCUCCCACGGCAUAACCAGAGCCAGUACUACCAGCCUCAGUACAGCCAACCACAGCACGUCCAGCCUCAAUUCAGCCGUGGUUAUAAGCCACCGACCAUUCAUAAUGCUCUCAAAGACCACAGAUUGGCUAAUGGCCAACCUGUGGCCCAGGCAAACAGCAUGUCUCUGGCUCGAGAACAUCCUGUGAAGCACUAUGCCAACUUUUCCAGCUCCCCACAACGACUGCCGAGCUCGCCUCCAGCACCGCCAGCACCACCCGUGAUCCAAGCAACUAGCUAUCAUACGACAACCUUUCAAAGCUUAAAGCCUGGAGUGGGCGUUCGUCGGCCAGCGGCUAUGGGCCCUGCGCCAACUAUGGAUAAGCUGAGGAAGCCGUUUAAGCCGUUGACCAUUAAUCGCCGGAAGCAGUAACGACCAGCCGUGGUUAAACAAGGAUAAACAAUAUCGAAAAGAAUUACGCCUAUACAUAAUUUGUAUUAUAUCUUUAUAUGAAUAUACCCAAAAAGUUUUACGUUUUGC
Messenger RNA from [Torrubiella] hemipterigena, 3189 nucleotides. Lineage: Eukaryota; Fungi; Ascomycota; Sordariomycetes; Hypocreales; Clavicipitaceae. The record is from the annotation of a GenBank genome assembly.